AUGGCGUUUUCAAAUUUCGUGCUUACCGUAGUAGGAAUCGGCGCGGCGGUCCUGUUGCUCAAAGGAGACGUCAAGAGGACGGCGACGACGCUAAGACGGAACGUCAGGCAGAUGAGAGUGUGGUUGGAGGAGGAAGAAGUGGCCGUUAAGAAGUCGCUAAACGACACGCCGAAGCAGAUCGAGCGGGAGGCAAAGGAGCCGGUUACCGGCAAGACUGACGGGAAGGCCGAUCGGAGCUAG
Messenger RNA from Closterium sp. Naga37s-1, 240 nucleotides. NCBI's taxonomy places the organism in Eukaryota, Viridiplantae, Streptophyta, Zygnematophyceae, Desmidiales, Closteriaceae. The record is from the annotation of a GenBank genome assembly.